This is a messenger RNA of Balearica regulorum gibbericeps (East African grey crowned-crane), 2181 nucleotides long. NCBI's taxonomy places the organism in Eukaryota, Metazoa, Chordata, Aves, Gruiformes, Gruidae. The record is from RefSeq and is a predicted model, not a curated record.
UUUGUAGGAAUGGAGGGGAAAAAACUGAUUUCUGCGACAGACACACAGUAUUCCAAUGUGCUCCUUCAGUCUUUGAAUGAACAACGCGGCCACGGACUUUUCUGUGAUGUUACUGUCAUUGUGGAAGACCGGAAAUUUCGAGCUCACAGAAACAUCCUUUCGGCCUCAAGCACAUAUUUUCACCAGCUUUUCUCAGUGGCUGGACAAGUGGUUGAACUGAGCUUUGUAAGAGCAGAAAUUUUCGCAGAAAUUCUUAACUAUAUUUAUAGUUCCAAAAUAAUCAGCAUUCGAUCUGAUUUACUUGAUGAACUGAUUAAAUCAGGGCAACAGCUGGGUGUUAAAUUCAUAGCUGAUCUGGGCGUACCUCCGUCUGAAGGAAAAAACAUGCCAAGCGAGGUCAAAGAUGGUGCUUCAGAAACUUCAACUUCUAGUCCAGGUCAAAAGGAUGCUGAAACACAAGUACCUGUAAUAAGGCCAGAGAGUCAAGAGGUAACGGAUGGGAUGCCUGUUAUAACACAAUCAUUCUCCUUACAUGGCAUAGAAUAUGAGACUACAAAAAUUACAGUGAGUGAUUCAGAUGAUGAGGAUGAUGAUGUAAUUUUUUGCUCUGAGAUUGUUCCUCCAAAAGAAUGUACUAAAGAUACAAAUGCUGCAACCCAGAACCAGCUUUGCCCAAGUCCAGCUGGCGUUUCUGACCAAAAAUCAUGUGGCAGUGGCGGCUCUCCCCAUUUGAUGAGCACCGCAGCAGCUCAAAAACUCACUUCGUCUGCCAGUCAGCUAAGCCCAAACCAAACAAAAUCAAGUGCCGAAUCACUUAUCUCUGCAACACCGCAGCAUUUGACUCCUAAUAUCAUUGUGCUAAAUAAGCCUCUACUUAACUCAUCACUCAGUGCCAGCUCCUCGCAUCAAACACACGUGACCCCUACAAUUAAUUUACUCGAGGAGAACCAGCCGCCAUCUAAUAAUGGCUCCGUAGCUGAAGUGGAAACAACUGCUGUUGAUGAUGAAGAGGUUGUUGAAGAUGAUGUUGAUAUCAUUAGCUCCUCUAGUCCUGGUUCAGUCAGCAGUAGCUCUUUGGUUCAGCAAUCUUCUAUACCUAAGGCAGCAACCACUGAAGGAUCAGGUGUACAGAAAAAACAGGUUGUUACAUUUUCACAAGAGCCAUUUUCUAAACCUGGAGAAUUUAAAAUAAAAAUCUCAGAUGUCCUUAGUGGAAACAACAAGGAAUUCAGUUCAGGUAUAGCAUCAACACAUGUGGCAGAAGGGCAGAAAAUCAUAACGUUAGAUACAGCAACUGAAAUAGAAGGCUUAUCCACGGGCUGUAAGGUUUACGCAAAUAUCGGUGAGGAUACAUACGACAUAGUCAUUCCUGUAAAGGGUGAUUCUGAGGAAGGCGAAGCGAAGCCUGAUGAAAAGCCUAGAACAUCUGGUGGUGAUUCUCCAAACAGGAAACGCAUGAAAGUAAAGCACGAUGACCAUUACGAGCUCAUAGUGGAUGGAAGAGUCUACUAUAUUUGCAUUGUGUGUAAGAGAUCAUAUGCGUGUCUGACGAGUUUACGGAGACAUUUUAACGUUCAUUCCUGGGAGAAGAAGUAUCCAUGUCGAUAUUGCGACAAAGUUUUCCCUCUUGCAGAAUACCGUACGAAGCAUGAAAUUCACCACACCGGUGAGCGAAGGUACCAGUGCUUGACGUGUGGCAAAUCUUUCAUCAACUACCAAAUUACGGCCUCCCACAUAAGAUCAGUUCAUAGCCAAGACCCUUCUGGAGAUACCAAGCUUUAUCGAUUGCAUCCUUGCAGGUCUUUGCAGAUCAGACAGUAUGCAUACGUUACCGAUCACUCAAGCAGUAUACCAGUAAUAAACGAGGGUGGAAUUGUUUAUCGUGUUGGUGCAGGGAAGGAUGGCACUGAAGGAACAACAUCUAACCCUCCAUCCAAACAAAUUACCUGGGAUGACAUUUUCAUUCCACAGGGAAACGAAGCAAUUUUUAAACAAAAUCCAUCGGAGGGAAGUACUGAAUUUGAGUUUGUAAUACCGGAAUCAUACUGAAAUGCAUUAAAUGCUGGAAAAGUGCAGGAAUAUUGCAGCUAUUUUAAAUGAACUGUUAAAAUUGCUGUAAAAUCAAAUGUUAAAGUGAAAACAAGUUAACUUGUUACAAGUCAUCAAAUGGUAGCGCUUAGA